CCCGGAGCCACACAAGUACAGGAAAAGUUGGAUCCCCCGGAUGUUUGGGAAAAGACCCGCACAUUUACGCCAUUGAAACGUAUCGGUCAGCCCCUGGAUGUGGCCAAAGCCGUGGCAUUUCUGGCCUCAAGUGAUGCCAAGUUUAUUACGGGCACUAAUCUGUUUGUCGACGGGGGCCUCGUCCACAAUGUGGGGGCAAUGAAUAUGAUGUUUGGCGAUAUGAUUGAUGACUAUUAUAAUUGA
Molecule: messenger RNA, 243 nt
Organism: Medioppia subpectinata
Lineage: Eukaryota; Metazoa; Arthropoda; Arachnida; Sarcoptiformes; Oppiidae
Source: the annotation of a GenBank genome assembly